CUGAUCCAGAUUCAUGAAGUCAGGCUUUAAUUUGACUUUUCAUGUUAUAGAAAUAUAGAUUUAACUCUACAGUUAAAGUGCAGGGUGUUCACUGAUUAGCUUUAAGUGAUAAUGUGAGUGGAUGUCACAACGUGCUGUCUGUUAUCACCUGUCACAGGUAAUCAGUCGUUUUAUGAUCAGUCCAAGGACUCGUCCAGCAGCACUUUUCAAAUUAAAAGUACUCACAGGUAUUUGAAGUAAAACACGGCGUCCGACUGGAUACAAACACAGUCACUUAGAAGAAUGCUGUAAUUGAAUUCAAAUCAAAUGAGUUCCAAUAAGAGUGAAAAUUACAGUACGAGUACGGUGCUGAACUCUGAAGCAGCCUGACCACCAUGCCAGCUUUUAUUGUGAAAAGCUGUGCAGAGUCCACAGCAGGCAGAGUGCUUACAUAAGCACAAAGUUUACUUCAUCACGUGGAAGAGGACGAAGGCUGCAUAAAACCGGCUGCUGUCACAGCCUGACAGACGAGGCUGGAGGGCAGCACAGGAACAUGCAGACCAUCUUUGCAAAGAACGGAGAGGAGACUGUGGAGCCGGUGGAAGCUCAAGUCAAAGGGUCCAUCCCGUCCUGGCUGCAGGGCACUCUGCUGAGGAACGGACCCGGCCUUUUCUCUGUGGGCGACACCGAGUACAACCACUGGUUUGACGGCAUGUCGCUUAUCCACAGCUUCACCUUCGAGAAGGGCCAGGUGACCUACAGAAGCAAGUUUCUGAAGAGCGAAACCUACAAAAGGAACAUCAAGGCCGACAGGCUUGUCGUCACCGAGUUUGGAACCAUGAUCUACCCGGAUCCCUGCAAAAACAUCUUCUCCAGGGUAUUCACGCACCUCUGCAACAUCAUCCCUGACUUCACCGACAACAAUCUGAUCAACAUCAUUCGCUAUGGUCAGGACUACUACGCCUCCUCUGAGAUCAACUACAUCAACCAGAUCGAUCCUGCUACCCUAGAAACCGUUGGCAGGCUAAACUACAGGAACCAUAUCGCUCUGAACUUGGCGACAGCUCACCCGCACUACGACAGCGAGGGCAACACCUACAACAUGGGCACUGCCAUCAUGAGCUUUGGAGGCCCCAAAUUUGUCAUCUUCAAAGUCCCAGCUGACGCUUCAGAUCCAGACAACAAGAAGCCGGCGUUGAGGAAAUGUCAGCAGAUCUGUUCCAUCCCGUUCCGCUCCGCUCUGUACCCGAGUUACUACCACAGCUUCGGCAUGACGGAGAACUACAUCGUGUUCGUGGAGCAGCCCUACAAACUGGACAUGGUCAAACUGGCCACCGCCUACUUCAGAGGCAUCAGCUGGGGAAAGUGUCUCCGAUUCGACAAGGAUGACAUCACUCUGUUUCACGUUAUCAACAGGAAGACAGGAAAGGAAGUGUCCACACGUUUCUAUGGUGACGCCCUGGUGGUCUUCCAUCACAUUAACGCGUACGAGGAAGACGACCACGUGGUGUUCGACCUCAUCAGCUACAAGGACGGCAGCAUGUACGACAUGUUCUACAUCGAGAACAUGAGGCAGGACACCGACAAGUUCAUCCAGUACAACAAAAGUUUCGGCUCGUCGCUCUGCCAGAGGUUCGUCCUGCCGCUCAACGUCCACAGGGAAACUCCCAGAGGAUCCAAUCUGGUGACUCUGACCAACACCACGGCCCAGGCAGUGAUGCAGGAAGACGGCUCCGUGUACUGCAAGCCGGACGAUCUGUUUGAAGCUCUGGAGCUGCCGUGCAUCAACUACAAAUUCAACGCAAGAAAGUACAGAUACUUCUACGGCUCCAAGGUGGAGUGGUCUCCUCACAAGGUCAAACAUCUCAGCCAUCCACAACAUCUUCAAAUGUACGACUGCGCUGAGUCAACUGAAUCGGUCCACCACUUUGGUCCAAAAAUACUUGACGGCUUGUCACGAAACAGCCAUGGUGUCGUGGGAAAACCGAACAGACCAAAGUGGCGGCCUGAUCAACCGACACCUGAUCUCUGCUUGAAUUCUCUGUCUUCCAUCCAACAGAUCGCCAAGUUUGACCUCGUCACAAGGAAACACGUCGAGUGGUCCGAGGAGAACUGCUUCCCUUCAGAGCCGGUGUUUGUUGCAUCUCCGGGAGCUGUGGAGGAAGACGACGGAGUGAUUUUAUCGUCCAUCAUCUCACCAGAAGCAAACAUCUCUCCGUUCAUGCUCGUCCUCGAUGCCAAAACCUUCAAGGAGAUCGCUCGAGCAAACAUCCCCACAUCCGUCCACAUGGACCUUCACGGACACUUCAUCCCUGCCGUGUGACUGUGAACCAUCCAGCUGGAUUCAUGGACUCAGCUUAGUUCAUGUACCAGCUCCUAAAUCUGAGUCCGACUCACAAUUUACUCCAGAAAAUACGAUGACACGAAGAAGUUUGAUUAGAUUUGUAAGAGAGAGUAACAACAGAGAGCGAGCGCCGGCCUCCAUGAAGCUGUCAUUAAUCAGAGAAAUAAAACCACCUGAUUGUUUCACAGCGGGUAGUCAGCAGGUAUAGACACGCCCACAGAAACACCUCAGCUCCUCCCACCUCCGGUCGGCGGUUUCCUGUCUGAAUACGUCUUAGCGCUGCGUGUAAACUCUGGAGUCACUCUUUACAUUGUUGAACUCAAACUGUUGGAUUUUUGUGCCGUUGUGCCAAAAAAUGAACUCAAAGCACUUUACCAGACUAUUUAAUGUUCAAAAUGUGCAUGUACAUAAAGACACAGUGAGUCCAUCAUCGCUUCCACAGCGCCACCGUCAGGACAGAGUUCUGCACAGUGAUAUAAAGAAUGAAACAUUAAACAUGACGCCUCGCCUGGUUUCUUCUCACUGAUACAGGUCACACCCUUACCAACAGUGAAAACAUGUUUUCAGAACUAAAGACCUCCAGCUGUGAUUCACAUGUUCAGGUAUUCUGGUGAUUUUUGAGGAGAACACUGAUCCAGUCCACGAGAAUCUGGAUGUGUACGUCUUGUGUUUUGUGUCGAUCGUUUGUGACAGAAUAAAACUAAAGUUUAAGUUUCAUUUGACGUUUUUAAUAAAACUUUAAAGACACUUUGAUACUUUUCAGAUUCAGCUCAGACGCUCAUCAGCUGAAACCAACGUCACAUCAGACCUGCUCGCUUUUAGAGAAUACACUUUAACUCUGGUUUAAAAUUUGCAUUGCAAAUAUUCAACAUCAGGGAGGAGUCUGAACAAACCGCUCUCUACCAGUCCGGAUCAAACGGGUCUAAACUGGAACUGGUUUAGUUUUUUGUGGCUGGCUGUCCCGAUCCAGAUCCAGAGAGGAAUUCUGGGUAAAAACCUGACUGUAGUGGCUGUUUUAACCUUUGCAUGUUUGGAAAACGCCUCAUGGGGCGGAGGAGCUUUCUUCAUGGAUAGCAGAGCUCGUUAGUGUCUUUCAGCUGGCUGUCAGAGGGUCCUUAAACGCACCAUCGGGGAGAGUUUUCAAACCAGUCUCUGCUCUCAACUGCAUCACCAUGACGACGACAUGAAACGGGUACGCUUCUUUAAAUGCUGUCAGGUGAUGAAGUUUCAUGAUUUUAAUGAAGCUCAAAUCAAGACAGAAGAAAAAGCAAACGCUCCUCAGGUCAAACUGUCAUGAAAUCCUCCAUCGCAGUAAUUUAACCGACUAGAAGUAAACUCGUUAAUGUGAAUGCAAAAUUCAGAAAAACCGAAUAUUACUGAACAGCAGGAGUUUCAUGAUGUUCACUGAAUAUAAUGUUUGAAAGUUUCCUUUGGCACCGUGUUCAAACCUUUCUGUGGAAGUUAAUGUUCAUUUCAAACUCCAUGUUUGAAGAGAAGCCUGAACUUCACAAUAAAUCAAACUUUAGGUUUAAAAUCAAAUGAUUGUUGAUUUUCAUCAGUUUUAAUUUGACAGAAAAGUUCAGUUUGCACCUUUAUUUUGAAGUUCCGGCUGCAGCUCUGUAACCUGCAUGUCACGUUAAUGUCGUUAGAAUUAGAAGAUGAACUUUUCCAACAUGAAAUGAAAGCGGAGUUUAAAUUUCGCAUGGCCGCCCGUUGAUUCUGCUUCUGCAGAUGUGAACAGGACUGAACUGAAAACUCUGCAGGGUUCAUCAGAAUCAUGGGAAUUUAUUACAUCAGCAGUUGCAGCAAAAACAGUUUAAAAUCUUCCUCCGUCAUCAAACUCCGCCCUCCGACGUGCCGACAGAGUCUGUAAGUCAUUGAAGUCGGCGCCGCCGCUGCUUCGAGGAUUUUGGUGUUUAGUGAAAAGAAAAACGUUUUCCUCCUCCAGCCUCUCGGUGCUGGUCAAUACAAUCCCAUAAUGCACCUGGUUUUGGCUGAGUACCAUCUGUGCUGACCCGUCGGCCUCGUUAAGCUCGUUAGGGGCGGAGCCUGGGACACGAAGCAGCAGCCACAAAUCAGAGCAGAGAAGAAGAAAAAAAAAAGUAACACAACGUUGAUGCUGAAGAACAGGCACGUUGGAAUACUGAGUGUGUGUGUGUGUGUGUGUGUGUGUGUGGUCUAUCACUGUUUACAACAGUGGAAAAAACUGUUGGUUUCUCACA
Molecule: messenger RNA, 4545 nt
Organism: Larimichthys crocea (large yellow croaker)
Lineage: Eukaryota; Metazoa; Chordata; Actinopteri; Sciaenidae
Gene: bco1l
Product: beta-carotene oxygenase 1, like
Exons: 10
Coding region: 533-2302 (589 amino acids)
Biological process (GO): carotene catabolic process; retinal metabolic process
Molecular function (GO): beta-carotene 15,15'-dioxygenase activity; carotenoid dioxygenase activity
Source: RefSeq, a predicted model, not a curated record